Messenger RNA from Sciurus carolinensis (gray squirrel), 5909 nucleotides. It is a transcript of the gene Cntnap5, whose product is annotated as contactin associated protein family member 5. Bases 4 to 3927 code for a protein of 1307 amino acids. The transcript has 24 exons. NCBI's taxonomy places the organism in Eukaryota, Metazoa, Chordata, Mammalia, Rodentia, Sciuridae. The record is from RefSeq and is a predicted model, not a curated record.
GAAAUGGAUUCUGUACCAGGGCUGACCAGCGUCUUGACUUUGCUGUUCUCUGGUUUGUGGCAUUUAGGAUUAACAGCGACAAAUUACAACUGUGAUGACCCAUUAGCAUCCCUGCUGUCUCCAAUGGCUUUUUCCAGCUCCUCAGACCUCACUGGUACUCCCAGCCCAGCUCAGCUCAACUGGAGAGUUGGAACUGGUGGCUGGUCCCCAGCAGAUUCUAAUGCUCAACAGUGGCUCCAGAUGGAUUUGGGAAAUAGAGUGGAGAUUACAGCAGUUGCCACACAGGGAAGAUACGGAAGCUCUGACUGGGUGACGAGUUAUAGCCUGAUGUUCAGUGACACAGGACGCAACUGGAAACAGUACAAGCAAGAAGACAGCAUCUGGACGUUUGCAGGAAACAUGAAUGCCGACAGUGUGGUGCACCACAAGCUAUUGCACUCAGUGAGAGCCCGCUUCAUUCGUUUUGUGCCCCUGGAAUGGAAUCCAAGUGGAAAGAUUGGUAUGAGGGUGGAGGUCUACGGAUGUUCCUAUAAAUCAGAUGUUGCUGACUUUGAUGGUCGGAGCUCGCUUCUCUACAGGUUCAAUCAGAAAUUGAUGAGCACACUCAAAGAUGUGAUCUCCCUAAAGUUCAAGAGCAUGCAAGGAGAUGGGGUCCUGUUCCAUGGAGAAGGUCAACGUGGAGACCAAAUCACCCUGGAACUUCAGAAGGGGAGGCUUGCCCUGUACCUCAACCUGGAUGACAGUAAAGUUCGACUCAGCAGCGGCCCGCCCUCAGCCAUCCUGGGCAGCCUCCUGGAUGAUCAGCACUGGCACUGGGUCCUCAUUGAGCGGGUGGGCAAGCAGGUGAACUUCACAGUGGAUAAACACACACAGCACUUCCGGACCAAGGGUGAGGCAGAUGCCCUGGACAUUGAUUAUGAGCUUAGUUUUGGAGGAAUACCAGUACCAGGAAAACCUGGGACCUUUUUAAAGAAAAACUUCCAUGGAUGUAUUGAAAACCUUUACUACAAUGGAGUAAACAUAAUUGACCUGGCUAAAAGACGAAAGCAUCAGAUCUAUACUGUGGGCAAUGUCACUUUUUCCUGCUCCGAACCACAAAUUGUUCCCAUCACAUUUGUCAACUCCAGCAGCAGUUAUUUGCUGCUGCCCGGCACCCCCCAAAUUGAUGGGCUCUCAGUGAGUUUCCAGUUUCGAACAUGGAACAAGGAUGGUCUGCUUCUGUCCACAGAGAUGUCUGAAGCCUCGGGGACCCUGCUGCUCAGCCUGGAGACUGGAAUCCUGAGACUUGUGAUUCAGAAAAUGACAGAACAUGUAGCUGAAAUCCUUACAGGCAGCAACUUGAAUGAUGGCUUGUGGCAUUCGGUUAGCAUCAACGCCCGAAGGAACCGCAUCACUCUCACUCUGGAUAAUGAAGCAGCAUCCCCUGCUCAGGACACAACCCGGGUGCAGAUUUAUUCUGGAAAUAGCUACUACUUUGGAGGGUGCCCCGACAAUCUCACCGAUUCCCAAUGUUUAAAUCCCAUUAAGGCUUUCCAAGGCUGCAUGAGGCUCAUCUUUAUUGAUAACCAGCCCAAGGACCUCAUUUCAGUUCAGCAAGGUUCCCUGGGGAAUUUUAGUGAUUUACACAUUGAUCUGUGUAGCAUCAAAGACAGGUGUUUGCCAAACUAUUGUGAACAUGGAGGAAGCUGCUCCCAGUCCUGGACCACCUUCUAUUGUAACUGCAGUGACACAGGUUAUACCGGUGCCACCUGUCAUAACUCCAUCUACGAGAAAUCCUGUGAGGUUUAUAGGCACCAAGGGCACAUGGCUGGAUUCUUCUACAUCGACUCUGAUGGCAGUGGGCCCCUGGGACCUCUCCAAGUGUACUGCAACAUCACUGAAGACAAAAUCUGGAUGUCAGUGCAGCACAACAACACAGAGCUGACCCAUGUGCAGGGUGCUAACCCAGAGAAGCCCUAUGCUAUGGCCUUGGACUACGGUGGCAGCAUGGAGCAGCUGGAGGCCCUGAUUGAUGGCUCAGAGCACUGUGAGCAGGAGGUGGCCUACCAUUGCAGGAGAUCCCGCCUGCUCAACACACCGGAUGGAACACCAUUUACCUGGUGGAUUGGGCGGUCCAAUGAAAGGCACCCUUAUUGGGGAGGGUCUCUUCCUGGAGUCCAGCAGUGCGAAUGUGGCCUGGAAGAGAGUUGCCUGGACAUUCGACAUUUUUGCAAUUGUGAUGCUGACAAGGAUGAAUGGACAAAUGAUACUGGCUUUCUUUCCUUCAAAGACCACUUGCCUGUCACUCAGAUAGUUAUCACUGAUACCAACAGAUCAAACUCAGAAGCUGCUUGGAGAAUUGGUCCCUUGCGUUGCUAUGGCGACCGACACUUCUGGAAUGCUGUUUCAUUUAAUACUGAAGCCUCUUAUCUUCACUUUCCUACCUUCCAUGCGGAAUUCAGUGCUGAUAUUUCCUUCUUUUUUAAAACCACCGCUUUAUCUGGAGUUUUCCUUGAAAACCUUGGCAUUAAAGACUUCAUCCGACUUGAAAUAAGCUCUCCUUCUGAGAUCACAUUUGCCAUAGAUGUUGGGAAUGGCCCAGUAGAGCUUGUAGUCCAGUCUCCUUCUGCUCUGAAUGACAACCAAUGGCAUUAUGUCCGGGCUGAGAGAAACCUCAAAGAGACCUCGCUUCAGGUGGACAGCCUUCCAAGGAGCACCAGGGAGACUUCAGAAGAGGGCCAUUUCCGGUUGCAGCUGAACAGUCAGUUGUUUGUAGGAGGAACAUCAUCAAGGCAGAAAGGCUUCCUAGGAUGCAUCCGCUCCUUACACUUGAAUGGGCAGAAAUUGGACCUCGAGGAGAGGGCUAAAGUCACAUCUGGAGUCAGGCCAGGCUGCCCAGGUCAUUGCAGCAGCUAUGGCAGCAACUGCCACAAUGGGGGGAAGUGUGUGGAGAAGCACAGUGGCUACCUAUGUGACUGCACCAAUUCACCAUAUGAAGGGCCCUUUUGUAAAAAAGAGGUUUCUGCUGUUUUUGAGGCUGGCACAUCAGUUACAUACAUGUUUCAAGAACCCUAUCCUGUCACCAAGAAUACAAGCCUGUCAUCUUCAGCUAUUUACACAGAUGCGGCUCCAUCCAAAGAGAACAUUGCAUUUAGCUUUGUGACAGCUCAGGCACCCAGCCUCUUGCUCUUUCUCAAUUCUUCUUCUCAGGACUUUCUGGCUGUCUUACUCUGCAAAAAUGGAAGUUUACAGGUUCGCUAUCAGCUAGGCAAGGAAGAAACACAUGUAUUCACCAUCGAUGUAGAGAACUUUGCCAAUAGAAAGAUGCACCAUCUGAAGAUUAACCGAGAGGGGAGAGAGCUUGCCAUUCAGAUGGACCAGCAGUUCCGGCUCAAUUAUAACUUUUCCCCAGCAGUGGAGUUCAGGACUAUAAGGUCACUUGUCCUGGGUAAAGUCACAGAUAAUCUUGGAUUGGAUUCUGAAACUGCUAAAGCAAAUGCCCUAGGUUUUGUUGGAUGCCUGUCUUCAGUCCAGUACAACCAUAUAGCACCACUGAAGGCUGCCCUGCGUCAUGCCACCAUUGCACCUGUGACUGUCCAGGGGACCUUGACAGAAUCUAGCUGUAGCUCUGUGGUGGAUUCAGAAGUGAAUGCAGUGACCACUGUCCAUUCUUCAUCAGAUCCCUUUGGGAAGACAGAUGAACGGGAACCACUUACCAAUGCAGUCCGGAGUGAUUCAGCGGUCAUUGGAGGAGUAAUAGCUGUGGUGAUAUUCAUCACCUUCUGCAUCAUCGGCAUCAUGACCCGCCUCCUUUACCAGCAUAAGCAGUCACAUCGCACUAACCAGAUGAAGGAGAAGGAAUAUCCAGAGAAUUUGGACAGUUCCUUCAGAAAUGAUAUUGACUUGCAAAACACAGUCAGCGAGUGUAAACGGGAAUAUUUCAUCUGAAAAACUGCAGGGUCACCUGAUACUCAUUUCUGUGGUUGCUUGUUAAUUUUUUCUCCUUCUCUCUCUUUUGUCUUUUAAUUCAGUCAUUCUCUCUUAAAUGUUUGCCAUUCCUUUUUUGAAACAUAACCUGCAUCCACCACGAUAUCAAUCCCCUUGACCCAGCUCAGGAGACCAGGCAGCUAUGGUUACUGCCUUCCUGUCUGACACCUCUAUCAUGGUGAAAAUGACCACUCAAGACACUGACUUUACCGUUCUAUACAAGGAAGAGACACAUAUGCGUGUGCACACACACACACACACACACACACAUUCAGCUUUGUGUUCCAGUUUCUAAAACGCAUUUUUUAGUUUUGCAGACACAUAUAUCUGGCAGGCUUACCUUGAAAUUGAGCUUUGUGACUUAGGCAUCCUGACAUUGUCCCCCUUUUCCAGUUCCUUUGUAGGAGGGAACCCAGGGCAGAGAGAUCCUUCCGACCUGGUUUGCAUUGGUGGCAUUUUACAUGGAACAUGAAUGACUUGUGUUAAUUUAAUUUCCUUAUGCCCCUUACCCUAACUCAUCCUUUCUUGCUAUGAUUCCUGUCCCCUGAGUAUUUUCAAAUAUAAUUGCUGAUAGUAGUGAGCGAUUAUUUUGUUUCUUUCUUAUCACUGUCUCCUGGGGCCAACACUUUAGAAACAGCACAUAAUAGCUAAACCUAGAGGAAGCAUGGAAAUAGUCGCUUGAAAUUAGGAGGUAAAAAGAAAGUUGUUAGGAAGUAGAUAUUCCAUAAUUUCAAAAAAUGCCUCCUCCAAUUUUGUAAGACAUGUUAGCUAGGUUAUUCCUGGGAUUAUUAUAUUCAGGUAAAAAAAUAUAUAUAUACAUAUAUAUGUAAUUUGCUGCAGCAUAAAGAAAUUCAAAUAAAAGUCUAAAAUAAUACCUGGUUCCAAAAAAAAAGUGUAACAUCUUAACUCAGCUUUAAAUAUAUAUAUAUAUAUGGGGAAAAACUUCAUAAAAGAAGAAAAAUAUUGAGCAGAAUUCUUCCUUUCCAUCUACUCAUGAAAGACCUGGCACAGAAAUUGAAUGUUGGUUUGCAGGUUUCACAUUUUGGAACAGAUAUGAUGAAUCCAUCUCUGUCCUUUGAGCUGUUUUUAGGAGAUUUAGGACACACUGACGCAUGUGGUGUUAUGGUCACCUCCAGAUCAUCCACUGACUGAUUUCAGAGGCGCCCUUGUGUUCUGUAGCACAGCCCAUUUUAAAAUCUGCUACAUUCUAUACAUUGAGAAGCCUCCACUUACACACUUUUCUGCAGACUCAUAUUACCAGAUGAGACAGCAACACUUUUCAGGCUCUUUGCCCCUUUUCUUAGCAAAGUAUGGAAUUCAUCCUUUCAAGAAGCCAUCUUGAGAUUAUCUAUGGGGCAAAAUAAUUCUGAUGAUUUUUCUGUAGCAAUAUGUCUAACUCUUUGCCCUGGGACUACCUUGGAGAAAGAUAAGAGAUAAAGGAUAUCAAUGCUCCAGGGUCCUAGAGAUGCCAGUAGAAUGAUCCACAGUUGAGAAAAAUACAUACUAAUUCUCUCUAGGUAAAUUUGAUUUGCAAAAUAAUUACCACCUUGCUGUUGGUCAGUCUUGACAGUUAACAGACUGUCCAUCUUGCUCUUACCAUCUCUUACCUCUGAUUCCUUAACAUUCCUCCUGUGUUGGAAAGCUCACAAUGAGAAAGUGAUUAGCUUCAUUCUGUAUCAGUCUCCAGUUUUUCUUCCAUUUUCAGAGCUUGUGAAGGAGGGUUGAGUUUAUAAUCACAUAUCUCAACUUUAAGACAUUACUCUAAAUAUACAGCCUAUUCUUAAACUUUUCUGUGGAUUUUUUAGUCCCCUCAUCAGUUGGUAUAUAAUUAUCAUUUUCCUAAUAAAUUUAUUUUAUAGUGAUUCUAAACAAGAGUAUUUUUAAAAAAUAUUUUAAUAAGAUGAAUGAUCACUGAAUAAAAUGAUACAUCUUUAAAUACUGUU